AUGACUUGGUGCCGGUCUGAGUUUCUGUGGCUUCUCAAAAUCUCAGUGUUGCUCUUUGGACUUGGCUCUGUUGUAUUUCUACUCAGAAGUGUGGAGUUCAGUAGCCCCACGCCAGAGCUCCCUCAUUCUGCUCUGCCCGACCAGAUCCCAAAGCUUCUACCUGAGGAACGGCUCAAGAACCUCUUUACCUACGAAGGAAUCUGGCUCUUCCCGAAAAACCAGUGCAAAUGCGAUGUUACCGCACAGCAGGGAGGCUACAACUUUCAGGAUGCCUAUGGCCAGACUGAGCUCCCAGCGGUGAAAACAAGGAGACAGGCUGAAUUUGAACACUUCCAGAGGAGAGAAGGGUUGCCCCAUCCACCACCGCUGCUGGCUCAGCCCAACCUCCCCUUUGGAUACCCGGUCCAUGGGGUAGAGGUGAUGCCCCUGCAUACAGUUCCCAUCCCAGGUCUCCAGUUUGAAGGACCAGAGGCCCCCAUCUAUGAGGUCACCCUGACCGCUUCUCUGGGGACACUGAACACCCUCGCUGACAUCCCAGACAGUGUGGUGCAGGGCAGAGGCCAGAAGCGGCUGACCAUUUCGACCAGUGACCGGAAGCUUUUGAAUUUCAUCCUCCAGCACGUGACUUACACCAGCACGGUGUACCAGCACCACAGGGUGGAUGUGGUGAGUCUGGAGUCCGAGUCCUCGGUGGUCAAGUUUCCAGUGACCAUCCGCUAUCCUGUCAUCCCCAAGUUAUACGACCCCGGACCAGAGAGGAAGCUCAGAGACCUGGUGACCGUUGCCACCAAAACCUUCCUCCGUCCCCACAAGCUCAUGACCAUGCUCCGGAGCCUUCGUGAGUACUACCCAGACUUGACAGUGAUCGUGGCCGAUGACAGCAAGGAGCCCCUAAAGAUUAAUGACAACCAUGUGGAAUAUUACCUCAUGCCCUUCGGGAAGGGUUGGUUUGCUGGUAGGAACCUGGCCAUCUCUCAGGUCACCACCAAAUACGUUCUCUGGGUGGAUGACGAUUUCCUCUUCAACAACGACACCAAGAUUGAGGUGCUGGUGGAUGUCCUCGAGAAAACAGAAUUGGACGUGGUAGGUGGCAGUGUACUUGGAAAUGUGUUCCAGUUUAAGCUGUUGCUGGAGAAGAGUCAGAAUGGGGACUGUCUUCACCGGAGGCCAGGCUCUUUCGGACCCCUGGAUGGCUUCCCCCACUGCGUGGUGACCAGUGGCGUUGUCAACUUCUUCCUGGCCCACACGGAGCGGCUCCAGAGAGUUGGCUUCGACCCCCGCCUACAGCGGGUGGCUCACUCAGAGUUCUUUAUUGACGGGCUCGGGAGCUUGCUCGUGGGAUCAUGUCCAGAAGUGAUCAUAGGUCACCAGGCCAGGUCUCCAGUGACCGACCGGGAGCUGGCCGCACUGGAGAAGACCUACAGCACAUUCCGGACCAACACCAAGGAACAGGUCCAGUUCAAGCUGGCACUCCAUUACUUCAAGAACCAUCUCCAGUGCUCUUCAUGA
Messenger RNA from Enhydra lutris kenyoni (northern sea otter), 1509 nucleotides. RefSeq names its product beta-1,4-N-acetyl-galactosaminyltransferase 2 (gene B4GALNT2). The coding region runs from base 1 to 1509 and encodes 502 amino acids. The record is from RefSeq and is a predicted model, not a curated record. Gene Ontology annotation, cellular component: Golgi membrane. Gene Ontology annotation, biological process: UDP-N-acetylgalactosamine metabolic process; UDP-N-acetylglucosamine metabolic process. The transcript is spliced from 11 exons. Gene Ontology annotation, molecular function: hexosyltransferase activity. NCBI's taxonomy places the organism in Eukaryota, Metazoa, Chordata, Mammalia, Carnivora, Mustelidae.